Molecule: messenger RNA, 1763 nt
Organism: Amblyraja radiata (thorny skate)
Lineage: Eukaryota; Metazoa; Chordata; Chondrichthyes; Rajiformes; Rajidae
Product: lin-28 RNA binding posttranscriptional regulator B
Exons: 4
Coding region: 337-1101 (254 amino acids)
Biological process (GO): pre-miRNA processing
Cellular component (GO): cytoplasm; nucleus
Molecular function (GO): mRNA binding; zinc ion binding
Source: RefSeq, a predicted model, not a curated record
GUGGGGGGUGGGAAGCAUCGAUUAUAGCGGUGACAGGUCAGAGCAGAGGCCGAUUGGAUCUGUUUUCUUGCUCUGGAGACUGCGAUGUGUAAUUAGCGGCCAGAAGGCAUGUAAUUGAGGAGUCACGUGUGUGCCAGGACCGGGAAGGGGAAGGGGAAGAGGGGGGGUGGAAACUGACGAGGCAGGCAGGCGGACCACGCUAGACCAUGCGAGCUCUGGCGACUGCUACAUUUCUAAUCCCCGAAUCGCACGACGCUAGAUUGAUGCUGCCUAUUAGCCCUUCCGUGGAAAAAGUUCUCACCGGCCGGGCUUGGACUCAGGGUCCUUUGUGACAAUAUGGCCGCAGGAGGGACGGGUAAAGGAGAUGGCGACGGAAAAGGACGUUUGAGUGAAAAGGACGAGUGUCAGAUUCAGCAUGGAAGCGGCCACUGCAAGUGGUUCAACGUUAGAAUGGGAUUCGGAUUUAUCUCCAUGGUAUCCCGCGAUGGGAACCCCUUGGACACACCAGUCGAUGUUUUUGUACACCAAAGCAAACUUUACAUGGAGGGAUUCAGGAGUUUGAAAGAAGGAGAGCCUGUGGAAUUCACCUUCAAAAAAUCGUGCAAGGGGCUGGAAUCAUUACGGGUCACGGGCCCCGGAGGAUCACCGUGCUCGGGCAGCGAGAGGCGGCCGAAAGGGAAGACAGUGCAAAAGCGAAAGCCAAAGGGAGACCGGUGUUACAACUGCGGAGGCCUCGACCACCACGCGAAGGAAUGUAGUCUACCUCCUCAGCCAAAGAAGUGCCAUUACUGCCAGAGCAUCACGCACAUGGUGGCCAACUGUCCCCUCAAAACUCUCCCCCCCCAGCCCCUCGCCCCUCCUCAGGGAAAGCACGAAGCCGAUCCUCAGCCUUCCACCUCCACCCCCUCCUCCCACCAAGCCGCCCUCCCCAGGGGGGAAGCAGCGGGGGCACAAGGCCCCCCGGCCCCGUCUCGCCCGCAGGAGGAGAAGGCCGAGUCGGAAAACUCCACCAAGUCAUCCCACGAGGCCGCCGCUUGUCCCGAAGAACCCACCAGGAAAGGGUCCGCUGUUCAGAAACGGAAAAAAACAGAGAGCAAGUGACCUCCUUUGAAUUUUUUUGUCAAACACACGCACACACACUCACACACACACACACACACACACACACACACACACACAUAUAUAUAUAUAUAUAUUAUGAGAGAAAAGAACAAAUAGGAUCUCAAACUACCUCAAAACUUGCAAAAGUGAAGGGGAAGUAAAAUCACACGCGCUGCCAGUCCUUUCAUUGGGGGAUGAAUGAGCUGAGUCUUAAUUCAACCCGUGAGAGGUGUUGCCGUUUGGAUUAAAUUCACGCACGUCCAAUGUGCUCUAUUUUUUACCUAAAUAUGCAGGAUAGAGGCCUCUCCCUCCGUACCACGCACCCGGCCUAGCGCGGCCUUCGGGUGCUCCGGCGGUGUGCGUUCUUUUUGGCUUUUCUAAUAUCUUUGAUACCGUGCGUACUCUUCGCCCAACUCUCGCCCCCAACUCCGGACUUCGACCCAAGCAAUACGAAUAACACUACGACCAGACCCGGUUGCACAGCUAGCUCCACCCACGAGCCGGAUCGAUCGAUCGAUCGAUCGACGAUGCCCUUAACACACGUUGAAUACCAAAGGAAAUCGAGACAUCGAUGCUGCCAGAGUUAGGGCAUCGAGUCAAUCACCAAGUGUCUGGCUGGAUGUCUGCUGAUUUUAUGUGACAAUAAAUAAUACACGGCUGUG